CUGAGUAAAUAUUGUCUUAAACCAAUAAAUACUAUAACCUUUAACAUUAGCGAAAAUGGGUCUAAGCUUUGUUGCAAAAGUGGUCUUUUUUCUCAGUGCUGCAAUUUGGGCAGUCUGUGAAGCUGAAACCAUCGUUGUUGGAGGCUCUGAAGGUUGGCAUUACGGCUACAACUACACUAAUUGGGCAAUCGACAACAGCCCUUUUUACAUGAAUGACAAACUGGUGUUUAAGUACAAUCCACCGAGAAGUGCAGCGUCAGCAUACACAGUCUACUUAUUACCGAAUCUGUUGAGCUACAUAAGGUGCGACUUCAGUAAGUCUAAGAAGUUGGCAAAUUCGAACCAAGGCAGUGGAUUAGGCCUCACGGUGGAGCUCAACCAGUGGCGCCCUUAUUACUUUGCCAGCAAUGGCGGCAAAGGCAACAGCAGCCACUGCAAAGACGGACUUAUGAAGUUCUUUGCCGUACCAUGGCCUCGCAUUUAAAUAGUUAUCUCUCUUUCUCUCUCUAUAUAUAUAUAUAUAAAUAAAUAAAUAAAUAGAUGAAUAAAAUAUUAUCCGAAAGAGAAUUGGAUGAAGGAACGGUUUAAUAAUUUAGAACCAAAGUAAUAGGGCUGUCCUUUUCCCUGGUUUUGUUUUAUCAGCUUGAUCAAUAUUAUUUGGACUAUUUAAAUUUGUAAUACAGUUUACUACGUACUUGUACUGAUCUUGCGUUGCAUAUGUUAUUUAUUUUAUUUCAAUCCACCACAUGUAAAGAGGAAGAAAGAAAUAAGAAGUACCACUUCAUUUUCACGUA
Humulus lupulus (European hop) is the source of this 794-nucleotide messenger RNA. RefSeq lists its product as uncharacterized. Lineage: Eukaryota; Viridiplantae; Streptophyta; Magnoliopsida; Rosales; Cannabaceae. The transcript is spliced from 2 exons. The record is from RefSeq and is a predicted model, not a curated record. Bases 56 to 484 code for a protein of 142 amino acids. Gene Ontology annotation, molecular function: electron transfer activity.